Molecule: messenger RNA, 1925 nt
Organism: Strigops habroptila (Kakapo)
Lineage: Eukaryota; Metazoa; Chordata; Aves; Psittaciformes; Psittacidae
Product: probable acyl-CoA dehydrogenase 6
Biological process (GO): fatty acid beta-oxidation using acyl-CoA dehydrogenase
Molecular function (GO): acyl-CoA dehydrogenase activity; flavin adenine dinucleotide binding
Source: RefSeq, a predicted model, not a curated record
AUGGCGCUGGGCGGCGGCGGGCGCUGGGCGGCGGGAUGCGUCGGUGACAGGCCGCAGCACCACGACUUGCGAGCGGUCCUUAGGAAGCUCAUCGACAAGGAGCUUGAUCUCUUUGUGGACAAGUGGGAAGAAGGACAAUUCUCAGCACAUAAAGUAUUUAAAACCGUGGGACAGGCUGGAUUCCUUGGCGUGCAUAAGCCAACAGAAUAUGGUGGCAUGGGCUUGGACUUCUCCUAUAGCAUUGCAGUGGCAGAAGAGCUGGGACAUAUCCAUUGUGGAGGUAUUCCUAUGGUUAUUGGAGUGCAAGCUGGCAUGGCUACUCCUUCUCUUACAAGGUUUGGUUCUGAUGAGUUGAAAAAACAGUUCCUCGUACCAACUAUAGCUGAAGAUUUUGUGGUUUGCAUGGGAAUCAGUGAAGCUGGAGCUGAGUCAGAUGUCGCAAACAUUAAGACGACAGCUGUGAGAAAAGGUGAUGAAUACAUCAUAAAUGGCGGUAAGAUGUGGACUAUGUCUGGAUGCCAAGCAGACUGGAUGUGCCUGCUGGCAAACACCAGUGAAGGACCUCCCCAUUGAAAUAAAUCUCUCGUAUGUCUGCCAAUGAAUCUACCUGGCAUUCAUGUUGCUGAAAAGAUAGACAAACUGGGCAUGAAGUCAUUGGACACAGCUCAGAUCUUUUUUGAAAAGGUAAGGGUCCCCAGCAAAAACCUCAUCGGUGAGGAAGGAAAAGGUUUUACACAUCAGAUGUUGCAAUUCCAAGAAGAGCGGCUGUGGGGAGUAGCCACUGUCCUGACACCGCUGGCAACUAUAAUACAAGAAACUAUUGACUACAUUCGCCAGCGGAAAGUGUUUGACUGGCCCGUGCUGCACGACCAAGCCAUGCGCUUCCACCUGGCUGAGCUGGCAACCGAAGUGGAGCUCCUGCGCUCGCUGCUGUACCACACUGUUGCUGCCUAUGUGGAAGGCAAUGAUGUGACAAAAUUUUCCAUGGCUAAGGUAAAGGCAGGUCGUCUGGCCCGUGAAGUGACUGAUAGCUGUCUCCAGUUUUGGGGAGGAAUGGGAUUCACCAGUGAGGUCCUGGUGAGCAGGUUAUACAGAUACUUGAGAUUUAUGUCAAUAGGAGGUGGUACAGACGAAAUAAUGCUUUCCAUCAUUUGCAAAUACAUGGAAAUACUUCCAAACAAGUGAUACGUCUCUCCUUUUUCUUGAAAAUUAAGACAGCAAGAGCAUGGCUUGUACUGCACACUGAAGGUAACAGCCAGCACAUGUUCCAACAAUAAAAUAAGUACAAAGCAUAACUAAUUUUGUCAUUGAAAUGUUUGUCAAGGUCUUUGACGAGUAUCAUUCUAUGUGUUCUCCAAUGUCAAAUUUCAGUUGAUAUGAAGCAUCCUGAAGGCAUGUGGCCUCCUGCAAGACUUUUUUUUCCAUUGUUUCAGAGGGUUACUACUUUGGGGAGCCUAGUCAUCCACACUAAGCACUCAGAAAAAACAUCGUCCUUAAUCAAGGUAUAUCUACAUUUUAGAGCAGCUAAGUUGCCAAUUAAGAAACAGAACUUCCAUAGGUAUAUAGCUAUGAUUUCACUAGUAGCUGAUCCUAAUUUCUGUGUAGCUUUCAAGACCAGUAAUUAAGGCACAAAUUAUUCCCUGCCAUAUUCACAUACUGGCACAGUGAUUUUGCUCUCCAUUACAAGUACCCUGCCUUUUCAUCUUCUAGCAAGUAAUCAUCAAAAUGAGCUCUGUCAUCUUGGCCAAGUUCCCAUCAACUUGUACUACACUGUCAUGGAUGUUUGGGGAUGGGAGUAGUGGUGAAUUUUUACAAAGAACCGUUUAAUUUUAUCUGAAGCCUUUGGAGGCCGGAACUUCAGCAGUAAGGUAUCAUCUUUUGCAUGUAAUCAUUAAAGAAAAAUAUUAAAAAUAAACAUAUUAAUA